AUGAGGGGUAGUUUCAAGUAUCUCAGGUCUAUAAUCCAGGGUAACGAGGAGAUUGAUGAUGAGGUCUCCUACUGUAUCGGUGCAGGGUGGAUGAAAUGGAGGCUCGCAUCUGGUGUUUUGUGCGAUAAGAAUGUGCCACCAAGACUCAAGGGUAAGUUUUACAGAGUGGUGGUUAGACCUACUAUGUUGUAUGGGGCUGAGUGUUGGCCAGUCAAGAAUUCCCAUGUUCAGAGGAUGAAAGUAGUAGAAAUGAAGAUACUGAGAUGGAUGUGUGGGCAUACAAGGAGAGAUAAGAUUAGCAACGAAGUUAUUCAGGACAAAGUGGGAGUGGCUCCCGUGGAGGACAAGAUGAGGGAGUUGAGGUUGAGAUGGUUCGGGCACGUGCAGAGGAGGAGUACGGAUGCCCAUGUUAGGAGGUGUGAGAGGCUAGCCGUGGCGGGUCUGAGAAGGGGUAGAGGAAGGUCGAAGAAGUAUUGGGGAGAGGUGAUUAGGCAAGAUAUGGCACUACUUCAGCUCACUAAGGACAUGAUCCAGGAUAGAAGGGUGUGGAGGUCGAAGAUUAGGGUAAUUGGCUAG
Nicotiana attenuata is the source of this 576-nucleotide messenger RNA. RefSeq lists its product as uncharacterized. Bases 1 to 576 code for a protein of 191 amino acids. The record is from RefSeq and is a predicted model, not a curated record. Lineage: Eukaryota; Viridiplantae; Streptophyta; Magnoliopsida; Solanales; Solanaceae. The transcript has a single exon.